Messenger RNA from Cuscuta campestris, 749 nucleotides. The record is from the annotation of a GenBank genome assembly. Lineage: Eukaryota; Viridiplantae; Streptophyta; Magnoliopsida; Solanales; Convolvulaceae.
CCCCUCCAAAGAACCAAAUUCAAUCACAUAUUGUUUGUUCCACCUAAACCUCACAUUACAUAAAUAUAUAUGGCCACCGCAAAGAAGAGCUUUUUCUUCCUCGGAGUCCCGCCGGAGACGAUGUCUCCGGCGGCGACGGGCCCGCAGUUCGAGUUCGACGAGUCCGACGUCGUGUGGGACAACGGCGACGACUUCGACCGCGGCGGACCGGGCGGGGCCCGGAGAUCGUCCGCUUCGAUACCAGGCUCGCGCCGGCCUGUCGUCGCCGUUCAGAAGAAGAACCCGAAGGCCGACGACAGGCCGGCGUCGUUGCCAGUCUCCGUGCCGGAGUGGGCGGAUAUCCGGCGGGAGAGCGGCGGCGGGGAGAAAGGGGCGGUGGUGCCGCCGCAUGAGUACUUGGCGAGGAGGAGAGGGGCGUCAAUGUCGGUGCACGAAGGCAUUGGGAGGACUCUCAAGGGGAGGGAUUUGAGUAGGGUUCGGAUUUACCCGAUUAAUUACCGUUUGUUCCGGGAAGCAAGGGAGCUGCCCAAUGGAAUUUGAAGGGGGUGAGGGGAUUUACCGGGGUUUAAGGGAGCAGGAACUGUCAAUUUUACGAACGGGACAUCGGAGCGCCCCCGAGUCACCCAGGACAUGGGGUUCCAAUGUCACGGGAACUCCACCGUUAAUUAAUCAGCUUAUUUAAGAUGAUGAUGGAGAUGAUUAAGAGGAAAAGAUUGAAUUUAUGAAUUGAAUAAAGUUUUUCUAUUCCU